Gopherus evgoodei (Goodes thornscrub tortoise) is the source of this 1517-nucleotide messenger RNA. RefSeq names its product calumenin (gene CALU). The transcript has 7 exons. Lineage: Eukaryota; Metazoa; Chordata; Testudines; Testudinidae. Gene Ontology annotation, cellular component: endoplasmic reticulum. Gene Ontology annotation, molecular function: calcium ion binding. The record is from RefSeq and is a predicted model, not a curated record. The coding region runs from base 103 to 1050 and encodes 315 amino acids.
GGGGGGGGCGGUGCUGGCGCCGCUGUUUCCGGUCUGUGCGGCGAGCUGAGGGAGAACGGAGCCGGAGGGCGCCUGGCGGGUGAAGGUUCAUCUUGAAUCGUCAUGACCAUUCAGCAGUUCCUUGUGUACCUAUCCCUUUGUGCGAUCUGUGUUCUGACCAAACCCACGGACAAGAAGGACCGUGUUCACCAUGACCCACAACUCAGUGACAAAGUCCAUGAUGAUGCACAGAACUUUGAGUAUGACCAUGAUGCUUUCCUUGGUGCAGAUGACGCCAAAACCUUUGACCAGCUGACACCAGAGGAGAGCAAGGAGAGACUUGGAAUGAUUGUAGAUAAAAUAGACACGGAUAAGGAUGGGUUUGUGACGGAGGGGGAGCUGAAAGCCUGGAUUAAGAAGGCCCAGAAGAAGUACGUGUAUGACAAUGUCGAACGCCAGUGGCAGGAGUUUGACAUGAAUCAAGAUGGAUUAAUCUCCUGGGAUGAGUACAGAAACGUGACAUAUGGCACUUACCUGGAUGACCCAGACCCUGAUGAUGGGUUCAACUACAAACAGAUGAUGAUGAGGGAUGAACGGAGGUUCAAAAUGGCUGACAAGGAUGGAGACUUGAUUGCUACCAAGGAAGAAUUCACUGCCUUUCUGCAUCCAGAAGAAUAUGACUACAUGAAAGAUAUAGUAGUACAGGAAACAAUGGAAGAUAUUGACAAGAAUAGAGAUGGUGUCAUUGACUUGGAAGAAUACAUAGGGGAUAUGUACAGUCAUGACGGCGAUGCUGAUGAGCCAGAGUGGGUGAAGACCGAGCGGGAGCAGUUUGUGGAGUUUAGAGAUAAGAAUCGAGAUGGGAAGAUGGACAAGGAGGAGACAAAAGAUUGGAUCCUCCCCUCGGACUAUGACCAUGCUGAGGCAGAAGCGCGGCACCUUGUCUACGAGUCUGAUCAGAACAAGGAUGGGAAACUCACCAAAGAGGAGAUAGUUGACAAGUAUGACUUGUUCGUGGGGAGCCAGGCCACAGACUUCGGAGAAGCCUUAGUACGACACGAUGAGUUUUAAGACAUGUACAGAGAAACCUGUUUCUUAAAAGUAAUUUAUUUUUUACAGUUUCUGGAUUAACAUGAGAAACGUUUUCGCUACUGAGACUAUUAUUUCAGGCUAUAAAGUGAGAAAUCCUGUCCUGUCCUCUUUCCCUUUCCCAAAGGGAUGGGGACAUGGUGUUCUGAAAAGUGACUCUGUAAUGAGAACACUUGUGGUUUUUAGAUUUACACUUUGUUUUAUGUCUAACAAGUUCUGUUUAUUUUUGUAUUUGUUUGGGUUCUGUGUGAAAUGAAGAAUGCAUAUCCUGAAAAGUUAGUUGCAGAGCAAUGUUAGUUCCUUCCCCAGUGCCCCACCUCCCUCUCUCCCCCUUACUGUAUAGACAUAGCGACAGAAUUUUUUACAAGCCAUGGAACAAUAAGGCCAAGCAACAAAGCUAUAUGAUGUUUGUUUAGACUGGGCCAUGUAAAUUCAGCCUGAGGGCCACA